UUAAGUUAAGUUUAAACCUGAGUGACAGAUACAAACUAAACCCCGCCACUCUUUCAAAACCCUUCUCCUAAUUUCAACAAUUGAACCCAAUUCCCACUCUAAACACUCUAAAGAAGAUGACUUCCCUUGCUUUAAACCCUAUACCCUCUCUUAAACUCAACUCUCACCGCAAAAAUCUCAAUUCUUUUCGAUUUUCAAUCAGUUCCUGCUCCUCUUUUAGCAACGCCAAUUCUUAUUUAUUUGAUAGACCCAUCAGCUUUAAAACUAAUUUCAGGGAUUCUGGGCAUGUAAUUAAGGGUGUCAGAUCAGUUUCUUCAGUUUCAGCUGGUACCCAUAUCAAUGGUUUUUCCGAAGAGAGGGUGGUUGUGUUGGUUAUUGGUGGAGGAGGAAGAGAGCACGCCCUUUGCUACGCCUUGCAACGAUCUCCGUCUUGUGAUGCUGUCUUCUGUGCCCCUGGCAAUGCAGGGAUUUCCAAUUCUGGGAAUGCUACUUGUAUCUCGGACCUUGAUAUUUCUGAUAGCGGAGCUGUGAUCUCUUUCUGCCGCAAAUGGGGUGUAGGACUGGUUGUUAUUGGACCUGAGGCGCCUCUGGUUGCUGGCCUUGCAAAUGAUCUAGUAAAGGUUGGAAUCCCCACAUUUGGUCCAUCGGCAGAGGCGGCGGCUUUAGAGGGUUCAAAGAAUUUCAUGAAGAGCUUGUGUGACAAGUACAACAUUCCUACUGCCAAGUAUAAAACAUUCACAGAUCCGUCGGCUGCAAAAGACUAUAUUCAGGCUCAAGGAGCACCUAUUGUUAUCAAAGUAGAUGGAUUGGCUGCUGGAAAAGGUGUAAUUGUCGCUAUGACAUUGGAGGAGGCAAAUGAGGCUGUUGACUCAAUGCUCGUGAAAAGUACAUUUGGUUCUGCAGGCAGCCGCGUCAUUGUUGAAGAAUAUUUGGAAGGAGAAGAAGCAUCUUUCUUUGCACUAGUGGAUGGAGAGACCGCCAUUCCGUUAGAAUCUGCUCAGGACCAUAAGCGUGUAGGGGAUGGUGAUACAGGGCCAAAUACUGGUGGCAUGGGGGCAUACUCGCCAGCACCAGUAUUGACAAGAGAACUUCAGUCCGUGGUUAUGGAAUCUAUUAUUCGCCCGACAGUGAGAGGAAUGGCAGCAGAAGGUUGCAAGUUUGUUGGAGUUCUGUAUGCUGGGCUAAUGAUUGAGAAGAAGUCCGGCUUACCUAAGCUGAUUGAGUACAAUGUCCGUUUUGGAGAUCCUGAGUGUCAGGUACUAAUGGUUCGUUUGGAAUCUGAUUUGGCACAAGUUCUCCUAGCAGCGUGUCGAGGAGAGUUAAAUGGAAUAACCCUGAACUGGUCUUCAGGGUCAGCCAUGGUAGUGGUAAUGGCUAGUAAAGGCUACCCCGGGUCCUACGAGAAGGGGACUGUGAUUAAAAACCUUGAAGAAGCUGCAAAUGUAGCUCCAACAGUGCAAAUAUUCCAUGCUGGAACCUCUUUGGACGCAGACGGAAACUUCAUCGCUACCGGGGGCCGUGUUCUUGGUGUUACUGCCAAGGGAAGAGAUCUUGAAGAGGCAAGAGAUGAAGCAUAUCGGGCAGUUGAGGAAAUCAACUGGCCUAAAGGUUUCUAUCGGCGCGAUAUUGGGUGGCGAGCGCUUCCCGAAAAACAAUUUGCACCGGGUAAUUGAUUUUGGUUAUCCGACCGGGAGCGAUCAAAUUGUUUAUGAAAGAGAAAUGGUGAUCGACCGAGGCCUUCCGGUGAAAAGAAAUUAAAUAGAAACUAGAAAGAUUGAUCCCUUGGGGUUGUUCUUGUGUCUAAAGAUGUGCCUCAUGUAUCUUGUAUAUCAGUCUACUGAUAAAUUAAUCUCCAUUUCUUACAAUGAAUAAUAGCCAGAUAAAUUGAUCAAAUUUUGGAUCA
This is a messenger RNA of Mercurialis annua (annual mercury), 1903 nucleotides long. Its product is annotated as phosphoribosylamine--glycine ligase. NCBI's taxonomy places the organism in Eukaryota, Viridiplantae, Streptophyta, Magnoliopsida, Malpighiales, Euphorbiaceae. Gene Ontology annotation, molecular function: metal ion binding; phosphoribosylamine-glycine ligase activity; ATP binding. The record is from RefSeq and is a predicted model, not a curated record. Gene Ontology annotation, biological process: purine nucleobase biosynthetic process. The coding region runs from base 117 to 1673 and encodes 518 amino acids. The transcript is spliced from 4 exons.